Messenger RNA from Mercurialis annua (annual mercury), 3488 nucleotides. Its product is annotated as inactive protein kinase SELMODRAFT_444075-like. Bases 998 to 3244 code for a protein of 748 amino acids. NCBI's taxonomy places the organism in Eukaryota, Viridiplantae, Streptophyta, Magnoliopsida, Malpighiales, Euphorbiaceae. The record is from RefSeq and is a predicted model, not a curated record. The transcript has 10 exons. Gene Ontology annotation, molecular function: protein kinase activity; ATP binding. Gene Ontology annotation, biological process: protein phosphorylation.
AAUUAAAAAUCACACUUUUUUUUAUUACUUGAUUUUUUUAAAUUAAAAAAAUCUUUUUUAAGCUUUAAAAACCAGACAGACAGAGCUAGUAAGUAAGAGAGAGAGACACAGACACAUUUGAAUUCAUUAUUUUAAGUUAAGAAGAAGAAGAAGAAGAUGAUAAGUUAAAGAACAUGAAAAUUAUUUAUUUGUUUCAUUCGUUUUGAUUUCUUGAUUUUGUUCUCAUUCGAUUUGAAGGACAAUAAGCUCAAUUUUGUGGCUGUUUUUAAUAGAAAAAAAGGAAGAUUCCUUAGUCAAAUCCAUCAGCACAGUAAGAUGAAAUUUGAUGGUGUUAAUUAUAUAAGGUGAAUAAUAUCAUAUUUGGAAGGUAUCUAAUUGGACAAAGAUACUCUUAAGGAGAAGAGAAUCUAUUCCUUUCUCAGCAUUAUUUGUUCACCUGGGAUCCCAAAAACAAAAUUCUAACUGUUUAAUUCUCAGUUUUCACUGUUGUUUUACACUGAUUUGAAGUGGCUCAAAAAGCAAUGCUGUAAGCUUGUGUGGCAGAUUCUGAGGGUUCUCACAAAUUUGGUGGUGUGUUUGUAUUUUUGUCUUUUUACAAUUUGCCUGUUAGUGUUUUGUGGAUUCUUGCUUUAAUAGCAGUGUUAGUUGAAGAAGUAGUUUUUUUGUUGCUUUAUUUGUCAAAUUUGUGAGCUUUUUGGUAUUUGGAUUCUGAAAAUUUGUUGUUACCAUUUGUGGAUUAAGAGGAAGAGAGGAAAAAGUAGGACACCUUGUGAACUGGGUUUGUUUGUUUCCUUGGUGAAAUUGGUAUUGUCAAUGGAGGUGUCUCUUCUUUAUUGUGACUGAAGGGUAUCAUUUCUUUGUCGGUGGUACAUGUUUUUGAAUCCAACAUGGUGGGGCAGACCAAUAAUGCAAUAAUAUAUUUGUGCUUUUUGACAAUUUGAUCUACUGUGAGGAACUUGGAGGAAUUGUAUGCAAGUUUGUGGCUGUGGUGAUAAUAAUGAGUAGAGAACAGAAGCGAGGGGGAAAGCAAGAGAAAGGCGGAUCGGAUGCCGCCGAGAAGGUUGUAGUUGCUGUUAAGGCGUCUAAGGAGAUUCCUAAGACUGCCUUGGUGUGGGCUUUGACUCAUGUUGUUCAGGCUGGUGACUGUAUUACUCUGCUUGUUGUUGUCCCUUCUCAUAGUCCAGGUCGAAAAUUGUGGGGCUUCCCAAGAUUUGCAGGGGACUGUGCCAGUGGUCACCGGAAGUCUCACUCAGGAGCAACUUCAGAGCAGAGGUUUGAUAUAACUGAUUCUUGUUCUCAGAUGAUCCUUCAGCUCCAUGAUGUUUAUGAUCCAAACAAGAUCAAUGUAAAGAUUAAAAUUGUUUCUGGAUCACCUCUUGGGUCAGUGGCUGCCGAGGCCAAGAAAGUGCAGGCCAAUUGGGUUGUAUUAGACAAACAGCUGAAGCAUGAAGAAAAACUUUGCAUGGAAGAAUUGCAGUGUAACAUAGUUGUUAUGAAACGCUCUCAGCCGAAGGUUCUUCGCUUAAAUUUGGUUGGGACAUCCAAGCAAGCUGAAAGUGCUAUCCCUUCAGCUUCUGAACUAGAUGAAGCUCCCGGAAAGCAUACCAAGAGCAAAAAUGAUUCGUCAGAUUCUAUCCGAGGACCAGUUGUGACUCCAACAAGUAGUCCAGAGCUAGGGACACCAUUUACUGCUACUGAAGCUGGAACAUCAUCUGUGUCUAGUGAUCCUGGAACUUCUCCAUUUUUUAUAUCAGAAACAAAUAUAGACUUGAAGAAAGAUGUAUCAUUAAUUAUCAAAGAACACAGGGACGUUGAUGAGUCUAGUUCUGACAGUGAUAGUGAACAUUUGUCUACAGCUUCAGCAAGUAUGAGGUUCGAACCAUGGAUAGGAGAAAUCCUCAGUUCUCAUAUUCAGUCUUCACGGCAUAUGGAAGAAGGCGCUCAAAGACCCUGUGCAGCUCAGGCAUCAACAACUAAAGCUUUGCUAGAGAAAUUCUCAAAACUUGAUAGACAAUCCGGAUAUGGAAUGUCCAACUAUCGGACUGACUCAGACUUGAGUGGAACUGUGAGAGAAGCAGUAUCAUUGUCCAGAAAUGCACCUCCCGGUCCCCCUCCUUUGUGUUCAAUAUGUCAACAUAAGGCACCUGUUUUUGGCAAACCACCAAGGUGGUUCAGCUAUUCUGAGUUGGAACUUGCAACUGGUGGAUUCUCACAAGCUAAUUUCCUGGCCGAGGGUGGUUUUGGAUCUGUUCACAGAGGUGUACUACCAGAUGGCCAGGCAGUUGCUGUCAAGCAACACAAGCUGGCUAGUUCACAAGGGGAUCUUGAAUUUUGCUCUGAAGUAGAAGUCCUAAGCUGUGCUCAACAUAGGAAUGUUGUUAUGUUGAUUGGGUUCUGUAUUGAGGACAAAAGAAGAUUGUUGGUGUAUGAAUACAUAUGCAAUGGAUCAUUGGACAUUCAUCUAUAUGGACGUCAUCGGGAGCCCUUAGAGUGGUCUGCUCGCCAGAAAAUUGCUGUUGGGGCUGCUCGAGGAUUGCGCUAUCUUCAUGAAGAAUGCAGAGUCGGUUGCAUUGUCCACCGUGACAUGCGCCCUAACAAUAUCCUCAUUACCCAUGAUUUUGAACCACUGGUUGGGGAUUUUGGCCUGGCCAGAUGGCAACCUGAUGGAGACCUUGGUGUUGAAACAAGAGUCAUUGGAACAUUUGGGUAUUUGGCUCCAGAAUAUGCUCAAAGUGGUCAAAUAACAGAAAAGGCUGAUGUUUAUUCCUUUGGAGUUGUAUUGGUUGAGCUUGUUACAGGAAGAAAAGCAGUGGAUCUUAAUAGGCCAAAGGGGCAGCAAUGUCUCACUGAAUGGGCGCGCCCUCUGUUGGAAGAAUAUGCCAUUGAUGAACUGAUUGACCCACGAAUAGGCAACAAUUAUUCAGAACAGGAGGUUUACUGCAUGCUUCACGCGGCAUCAUUAUGCAUACGGCGGGAUCCUCACUCUAGGCCCCGCAUGUCACAGGUUCUCCGUAUACUAGAAGGUGACAUGCUCAUGGACAUGAACUAUUCAUCAACACCUGGGUAUGAUGUUGGAAACCGGAGCGGAAGGAUUUGGGCAGAGCAGCAGCACCAACAUCAAUAUAGUGGCCCGCUGUCAAAUGAAGCAUCGGAAGGGCUCAGUAAGCUCUCUGUAGACACACUAAGGCCAGCUUUCUGGGAAAGAGACAAGGCCAGAAGGAUUUCAUGUGAAGAUGAUUUGUAAAGUGUCAAUCAGAUCGGCAAUCAGCGAUGAGCACUUUAAAUGGUAUGCAAAAUAUAUAUAUCCCACGCCUUCUUUUGCAUUCAACAUUUGUAAUUUUUUUUUUGCCUAAAAUAGUUUGGUUAAAGCCAUCUAGAUUUUUGUUUGUAUAGUAGAAGGGGAAAUUAGGGUUAAUAGCAGUAUUAUGUAAUUCUUUUGGUAAAUGAUAGAAACUGGUAUUGAGUACCGGUCACGGUAUUAGUGAAAA